GUGAAUUACACACACACACUGCAGCAGAAGGUAAUCUACUGAAAAUGGCUUUUACAGAAUUGCCCAGACCAUUUUCUGCAAUGUAAAGUGUUAUAUAAUUGCUGCUGUAUCAAAAUGUUCAGAUGCUGAGCAAAUUCCUCUGCACGAUCCUGCAAAAGGUUCUCCAGGCUGCCUUUACUCAAGACGGCUCAUAUCAUCUGAAACAGGGCUGCGGGGCAGCAGUCUGCGCAUGCAAUAGGAGUGGAGGAGUACUGUCACUUUGCCACCCUUACCACCACAAGGGUACAAAUUUAAGCUGUGAGAUACAUCUUUCAAACUUUCAAGAACAAAGAAAUCAAACAUAGAAAAUGAUAAAAAACAUGACGCUGGAUAAUGCCACAAUGGACAUGCUUAAGAACCCCGCUAUUCUGAUCACCUUACCAGUUGUGUAUUCACUAAUAGCUUUUAUCAGCAUCCCUGGGAAUAUUUUCUCCCUCUGGAUUCUCUUCUUUCAUAUCAAGCCCAAAACAACAUCAAUUCUUCUCAUGAUUAACCUUAGCCUCACAGAUCUUGCACUGGCCUCCUGUCUUCCCCUUCAGAUUAUAUACCAUGUUAAGAAGAACCACUGGUCUUACAGCAAGAAGCUCUGCAGCUUUGUCACAGUGAUGUUUUAUGCAAAUAUGUAUUCUUCCAUAUUGACUAUGACCUUCAUCAGCUUGGAGCGCUAUUUGGGGGUGGUAUACCCCAUGACCUCCCAAAAAUGGAGAAGAAAGAGAUAUGCAAUUGCUACCUGUUUUGUAAUGUGGUUUUUGGUAUUAUUAGCCUUGUGGCCACUUGCAGCAGCAGACCUGACUUACAAAGUAAAAGAACUGAACAUUACAACCUGUUUUGAUGUCCUCCAGUGGGAAAUGCUUCCCAACCGUUUAGCAUGGGGAGCUUUCCUCCUGAUGCCCUUUUUUUUCUUUUUCUUGCUUCCAUUCACAGUUACCGUCGCUUGUUACAUUGGCAUUAUUCGGAAGCUCAUCCAGGUUUCUCACAAAUACGGCAAUGGGCAGAAGACACGGUCUAUCCACUUGGCUAUAAUCGUUCUCCUGGUUUUCAUCAUUUGUUUUGCACCCAACAACUUUGUCCUAUUGGUGCACAUCGUCAGCCGUCUCAUGGGAGGAGAAGGUUACUACCAUAUUUACAAACUCACGUUGUGUUUUAGUUGCCUCAACAACUGCAUAGAUCCAUUCAUUUACUACUUUGCAUCCAGAGAAUUUAAUCAGAGGCUUAUGCAGGUGUUAGGACGGAAGGUGCUACUGAGUGACAGUUCGGAGAGCAGAAGGGAAAGCCUAUUCUCUACCAAGACCCCAGCAAGAUCUCUGUCAAAUGGACAAAAGGAUGGGUUGGAACUUAGAACAAGUUUGCAAAAUCAUGAAAAUGUUUUUUAAUACUAAUGCUCAGACAUGAAGAUAUUAUUUCCUUUGUUUCAUAACAAAGAACAGUUAUCUCAACUACAUGCAAGAUUGAGGAACUCUAUUCAAUACUGCUUCUUCUCUCCAAAUAUGGCAACCAAUAUUACCUAUUGUAAUAUGUAGCAACAAGUAUGGUGUAAAGGAACAUUAUCAUAUCAUACAUUUCUUUCCAUAGCAGCAUUCAGUAAUGACUGUGAAUUGGUUUCAAGAUGUCGUGGCUUAGAACAGACACAUGAAAUCAAUAUUGACCGCCUGACUUCAGUGCAUCUAACUCUCAGCAUGACUAAAUCUGAAUCCAGUCCCUAAUGAGGAAUUAAAAGCCUUUUAUCAUGGCAAGCCCAGUAUAUAAUAAUCUUUCAAUUCCGCCAUAAGGAGACACAACUUUUAAAGCAAUUGCUGAUGUUUAACAUUGGGCCUAACACUGGCAAUUUCCCCCUCCAAUUUUUCACUUUCAUAUAAAUUCAGUUGUUUUAGUUUUUGUUCAGAUGUGCUGGGUUAUCAUGAUCAGCUCCAAUCAAUCCACUGCAGGCCAAAGGCCUCUUCAACAAUUUUCUAACCGCUUUGACAAACUAGUCAUUUCCAGUUACAACCUUUGAACUGAAUUUCAUCAUCUGCCCAAUGUUCCUUUGGGGUUUCCUGGGUCUUUUAAUGUUAACUGAUAUCCAAUUGAGGAUUGUUGUUGUCCAGCACUGAUCUGUUUGUUAUGCAAACUAGCCAGCCAAUUGCCAUUUCCUUGAGGCUACCAGCUUCAUUAUGUAAUAUAUCCCUAGCAGUUGGGGGGUCCAUUUUUUAUUUUUAUUUUUUUUGUCAUGUUUUGUUAUGUUGAGCAUUUGCCUGCUCCAUGCCUCUUUGUGUAAUGUUCAACUCUGUACUGCUUUUGCAUUUAACACCCAGGUUUUGCAACCACGUGUCAGCAUUGGUAGAAUACACACAUUAAAUAAUUUCCUCUUUAAGUAGAUAAAUAUGUUGCUUUUGAAUAUAGAAUAAGCUUGUCCAAAAACUCUGCAGCCUACUUUAGUCUGGUUCACAAUUUCCUCUAUUAUAUCACCCUCCCUGGUAAUCUUUUGACCAAGACAGAUAUAGCAGUUGACCUUCUCCAGUUCAAGAUUUUCAAUUUUUAUUGACAAAGGUUGAGAGUUGUUGAACAUGACCUUCAGUGCUGGGCUAUAUUACUUUCAAAAUACGUUGUGAUCAUAAUCUGAUUUGAAAUGACUUUUUAGAGAAAUAUUAAGUUAAUUGUCUAUGAUCUAUUAAGGAAAAAAGUACAGUGGUUCAUUCAGUUUUAACAGGGUUAAGUCUUCAAAUAUGAAUAUGUCAAGGCACUACUAAACUUGUAUUUGUGCUUAAAGUCCAUUAUAUAUUCUAUUCAUCAAAUUAUGUUUUCUUUCAUUUGACAUAAUUAAGUUGAAAAAGAAAAUUAAUUCACCAUCUGUCAGUACUGAUCUUUAGUAUUGUAGGAUCAGAGAAGAAAAAGAAUAUGGGCUACAUUUCAUGACAUUUUAUCUUACCUAUUAAAUUUGGGGUUAUGUGUCCUAUUGUUUAUUGGGAUAACUAAAACAGUGUCUCUUCCAGUGGCAUUAUCAUAUCCUUGGAAAUUUGACUGACAGCUGAAAGAAACAGAGCCAGAAACUGGAAAAAUGCAGAUCCUGUGACCUCAUGAUACACAACUGUAUAAAAUAUAGAUUCUUCAUAUGAAUAGGACUGCAAUCCCAUAACAACAUUUUAGGAAGAAGCACUAUUGAGCUUCAUACAAUUUACUUUCAAGUAAAUAUGUGUAGAAUUGCAUUGUUACAUUACUUUUUUCUUUCAAUUAAAUCAAUAAAUUGGGAACUGAAAUUUUUCCUAGGGAUAAAUUUUAAAGAAUAGAAGCUGCUUACAAGAUAUGCUAAACCUGAAUGUGAUAAUUUUACAGGCUUUUGGUUUUGUAAAUGUACAUUGUUGGGAUUUUCUUCUUCUUUUCUCAUUUCCUUUGUGACAUGCACUAUGCUCUAUAUAAUGAAAAACAUGUCUAAGUUAUAUCCAUUUUAAGUCCUACAAACAUCUGAAAGGUUCAGGACAAACAAGUGAAACAAACCAAAACUUCCAAAAGGAAGAAGUUUGCUAAUUGGUUAGAUAUUUAUAGAUAUCAAAUAAGAAUAGAA
Messenger RNA from Python bivittatus (Burmese python), 3577 nucleotides. The record is from RefSeq and is a predicted model, not a curated record. Lineage: Eukaryota; Metazoa; Chordata; Lepidosauria; Squamata; Pythonidae.